This is a messenger RNA of Bombina bombina (fire-bellied toad), 846 nucleotides long. RefSeq names its product speedy/RINGO cell cycle regulator family member C (gene SPDYC). Gene Ontology annotation, molecular function: protein kinase binding. NCBI's taxonomy places the organism in Eukaryota, Metazoa, Chordata, Amphibia, Anura, Bombinatoridae. The coding region runs from base 16 to 846 and encodes 276 amino acids. The record is from RefSeq and is a predicted model, not a curated record. The transcript is spliced from 6 exons. Gene Ontology annotation, biological process: positive regulation of cyclin-dependent protein serine/threonine kinase activity.
UUACGCCUUUUUAUCAUGAGACACAUGCAGAGCUGUACCCGGGCCACACCCUGUGUUGGCAGCGGAGUAAAGCAAUGCAUUGUUAGGCGUCAUCCAAGCACUCGGGCUGUUGGAGCGUGCAAAAAGCGAAUCCCUGAGAGAGAGGUACAGGCAGCAAAACCCAAGGUGGCAAGCCCAGCACAUCUCGACCUACUGCCAAACGAACGCAUGGCAUAUUUUCAUCUCUUAGAAACUGAAGUGAUUCAAGAUUUCCUUUCAAAAGAUGUCUGCUUAAGGAUUUCAGACAAGUAUCUUUUAGCCAUGGUUCUAGCCUAUUUUAAGAGGGCAGGAUUGGACAUAAGUGAAUAUACAACUACAAACUUCUUCCUUGCUCUAUAUCUGGCAAAUGACGUGGAAGAAGAGAGUGAUCACAAAUUUGAGAUCUUCCCCUGGGCCCUAGGAAAAUUUUGGCGUGAACUUUAUCACCAUUUUUUAAGAGUUCGCUUUAACUUUUGGGCCCGCAUGAAAUACAGAGCUUUUGUAACACGGAAGUGCUGUGAUGAGAUCAUGUCCAAAGACCCUUUGCAUUGGGCCUGGAGCAGGGAACGAGCAGCCCACCAUGGUGGUACCCUACAGAGAUACUUUGAGUAUGACUUGUUCCCUCGAGGACCUGAUUUCUCUCCAGUUAGCUGUGAGCUGUGCCAGAGAUGUAGCACUUCAGAAGACAACGGCUCAUUCUAUAGCGAUUCACCAGAGCUCUCACAUCUUUGUUAUGACAAUGAGGAUUUGCCUCAUGAACUCUACAAUUUGCCUCCUGGGCUUACUUUAGGUCCAGAGCCCACUUACAUUUACACUCGGCUGCUGUAG